GAGUUGACGUCGAAUGUAUAUAUAAACGAUGCGACUCCAUGCAGCCGACAUACGACUCUACGAUAUACUGUCUGCCGGUAGUGAGCGAAGGACCACACGAGAUGGACCCAUUCGACAAGCUCCCCAACUACGUGACCAACGUGGACCUGAAGUAUCCGUACUCAGACCUGCCGUACAUAGGGCAGUACAAGCUGCUCAAGCUCCCCUUUACUGGAGAGCUGAUCGAACAUGUCGACUACUGGGGCGAGGGGAGGAUCGUCAACGGGGGACUGUAUUCGGGCUUCCGCAACUGCUACAACGUAAACCGACAGUACCAAGAGGUCAGCAACGGGCCCGACAAGGGUCGCAAGAUCCCCAACAGGAUCCCGGUGCGCGACGAGAACGACUGCGACACCCGGGCUUACAUCAAGGAUGACUCGGUCAAAAUAGUGACGCUCAUGAGCGCGCCCAUCAUUCCGAACAGCGCCAGAGACAUUACGAGAAUCGUUAACGAGCGCGUCGGCAUGGUCGUCAUCUACGGAAUGCCGGUAGAGUCCCAGGGUAUUAAGCUUCUGGCUGCCGAGCUAAAGAACAAGCUUCUGCUGUACUGUCCCGACUACGAGCUGUCCGCUUACUUACAGGAGCCGACAAUGAUGGACUCGCACGUGGCUUUCCUCAACAAGCAACUUCUUAUGGAUCUGCUGUUCAAGUACGUGUCGACCGGGGACUACAACAAGGCAGUGACUAUCACGAAGUCCUUGCAAGAUGAUAACGUCGGUUUUGUUAUCAAGGAGCUGGUCGACAGACUCCUGCGCGCAUGAGAACCUAACGUGUUCGCAUACGCGGACAAGUUGUGGUCCGCCGGACACCACGAUAUAGUCAAUGACUUUUUCCCUUCGGAAAUCAAAUUGAUCACCAAGCAAGAAAGGGUAAAAAUCAUCGGAAGAUAUUACAAUCAAGCUCUGAAGCUGGACGCCAAUGUUGACAGGUACAACGACCGCCUGGCCUGGGGAGACAGCAAGGACAAAACUAGUCACAGAGUGAGCUGGAAGCUUAUCCCGGUAUGGGAGAAUAACAAGCUGCUGUAUAAAAUAAUGAACACUGAACAUACUAUGUACCUGAAGCUGGACGUGAACGUAGACGGGUACGGAGACAGGCAAGCGUGGGGCUCCAACAACUCGAACGAGAAGCGCCACCUGUGGAAGCUGACGCCUGUAGUGCUGGAGACCGGCAACGUCUUACUCAUAGAGAACCACGAGUACGGGCAGAGUCUGAAGCUGGACGCGCACGUGGACAGGUACGGCGACCGCCUGCUCUGGGGAAACAACGGAAACGUCGAUGGUAACCCUGGCUACUUCGGCUGGGUCAUCAACGCGUGGCCGUAGAACUUCACAUAACUACAGAUAGCUUACAGGCGACAAUAAAUAUUUGUGCUGAUUCAAAAUGAUUUUCCUUAACGUGACGAGCCGCGGUCAGCGUGAGUGUACCGGUCAUGUCGCGCUGCAUGAGGCCCCGCGCGGACGCUCCUAGUCGCACACUUGCGCGUUUAUUUUAUACUAUUAGGUACCUAUUAUUUAUUUUAUAAGCACAGCUAAUAGCUCACAACCCACCUGGUGUCAAAUGGUUACCGGAGCCUCUAGACAUAUACAAUGUAAUUGCCGCCACCCGACUUGAGAUAUGAGUUCGAAGGUUUCAGUAUAGUUACAACGGCUGCCCCACCCUUCAAACCGAAACGCAUUCUGCUGCGAACUGCUUCACGGCAGAAAUAGGCAGGGUGGUGGUACCUACCUACUCCUACUGACAAGGGAUCCUACCACCAGUGAUUAGGUACACAAAUUAUAAUUUUGCGAGUUUGAUUUUUAUUACACGACAUAAUAUUAUUCCUUCACCGUGGAAGUCAAUCGUGAACAUUUGUCAAGUACCGUCAAAUACGCCAACUUUGCCACGAGGGUAAACUUUGCCCAAAACACACUUUCUAAGAAAAUCAACUAAUAUCAUAAAAAGUACCAAACUUAGUACAGUGUUUAUAACAUUGGUAGAGAAUCAAACAUACCUGUGACAUCAUAGGAUAGCGCGUGCGUUCCUAACUUGACACAGUUACCUGUCGGCACUUGUCAAAAAAGGGAUGAGUUUUUGCGGGCUAAUUACUGUGAGUUUUUUGAAGUAAAUUGUGCAUUAUAACGAAAACACCGGUAAGUUUAAUAAAUUAUUUGUUAUGUAAAACAAUGUGCUUAGUAUUUUGCUGAUAGAUUCGUUGCUGUAGCUCAAGUAUAACAAAAGUUAUGAUGACGGGCAAAGUUACACAGAAAUGUGCAGCCGCACCAUUGUCAACAUUGCCCACCGUCAAAAAACAUCUAGGGUUGACGCUUUGGUUUUCUUUUACGCAAUUGUUAAAAAAAGAGUGUUAUAUUUUCAGGGUUCAUGUACGUAUGUCUAUAAUGUUUAUUGAGAAUUGAGAAUAUUACUACUACUGUUGAGAAUUUAUGUAUCCCUAUGGAUCUUUCAGCCCACAGACGUCCACUGCUGGACAUAGGCUUCCUCCAAGUCUCACCGAAACGAUCGAUCCUGCGCUGCUUACAUCCAGUAGAACCCCGAGAAUCUUAUUGGAUCGUCAGUGCAUCUUGUGAGAGGCCUAUCCAUGUUACGUCUCCCGGUACGCAGCCGAACUCGAGAACUUUGCGGUCCCAACUACACUUUAAGUCGCAAUCCUUUUGGCUAUGUACCCCAACUGGAAUAGAAUAAAAAUAUCUACAGAAGAAAAAAAAAAUAUUUUAUUCUUUAUUACCUAUAAUAAUUCGAAAUUUUGUAUUUCAGAAGAAACAAACAUAAAUCGCGUAUUCGAUAAAGAAGGUCGAGACGUGAAGUUAGGUCCAGGCAGCACAAAACUUAAAUUUAGUUAUCAGAUUUUAAGUCUCCUGUUAUAAAAAUGAGUCUUUGAUUUUAAUUGAUCGAAGUCUUUAAUAAACAACUGCACUUUAAAAAUUGUUUAUGUUACUCACCUAUUGCGAUACUCUGUGAAGAUUACUCAAAUGUGACAACCCUAGCACUUUUAAAUCGCUACGUACCGUUUGUAUGGGAAAGAGAAAAAAUGUCAGGAUAACAUUGUCCUUUCAUUUUAGUAAGAAAAUAUUUAUGAUAUUAAGUAAACAUUUUGGGCGAUCGCUUAUAUUGCCAAAAUGUUUUUAUUGGUUCUUAAGGCAUUCAUCUAAGUGUUAUUGUUGUGCUAAAAUUCAAGGUGGGCAAUGUUGGCCAAAAGUCUAGAUAACUUUACCCGCCUUGAAAAUUGUUUAUAUUAUCCAGAAAACCAUUACUAAUGUUAAAUUUAAGUAAACACAUGCAUGCAUAUGAACUUAUUGUUGCCAUAGAUAAGCAAAUAUGUAAUGGGCUACAUACAAAAAUCUUGAAAUAUCUAGUGUUAUUUAAAAAAUGUGGGCAAUGUUGGCUAGUUUGACGGUACGUA
Molecule: messenger RNA, 3439 nt
Organism: Bombyx mori (domestic silkworm)
Lineage: Eukaryota; Metazoa; Arthropoda; Insecta; Lepidoptera; Bombycidae
Product: microvitellogenin
Exons: 1
Cellular component (GO): extracellular region
Source: RefSeq, a predicted model, not a curated record